GACGUUGCUCGAGCACAUAUCCACUUAUUCGAGUAUCCCGAGGCAAAAGGGCAAUACAUCAUGGCGGCGGAGCAGUUCGAGAUAGGAGAGCUUUCCGAUUUCCUCUCCGUUAAAUAUCCACAAUAUAAGAUGCCUUCUCCAGACUCGUGGAAAGAUGUGGCGGCGGUGAAAUUUUCUGGGCUGUCGACGAAGAAGCUUGAGGCGACUGGAUUCAAGUACGAGAAUGGAUUGGGUGAAAUGUUUGACGGCGCGAUUAAAUCCUGCAAAGAAAGGGGGUUUAUCAAUUAGUUGGUUGAAUUAAAAUUUCAUAUAUGUUGUUGUUGUUUUAGUAUAUUAAUGGUGAAGUUGUGUUUGUUUAGCUUUGGUUUAAUGUUGUUAUGGCGUUGUUACUUGUUAAUGUCGUUUAUGUACUGUGACUUGUGAAUUGAAAUACAAUUAAAAAAUAUUAUUUAAAUCACAAA
Molecule: messenger RNA, 461 nt
Organism: Salvia splendens (bonfire salvia)
Lineage: Eukaryota; Viridiplantae; Streptophyta; Magnoliopsida; Lamiales; Lamiaceae
Product: protein BRI1-5 ENHANCED 1-like
Exons: 2
Coding region: 61-288 (75 amino acids)
Source: RefSeq, a predicted model, not a curated record